AUGAAGGCUUACAAUGGUCUGACAGCCACAGCGGCCACAAUUACUCAUUUGAAGCAGGAACUGAUGCACGCCAUAUGGCUCAUCCUUCUUGACGAAGAGUUUAUAGAAUGGAUAUUCAAACAUGGAAAAGAUGUCAAAAGUACAUGCGUCAAAGAUAUUCUUCAAGAUAUCUUGGCUGUCCCAACACAAAAUGCUUUUUCUACCCGUCUCUCACAAUUUGGCUUUAAUUUGCAUUCAAUGUUUGUUCCUGACUUCUUACACAAGUUUGAACUCGGUGUCUGGAAGUCUUUCUUUAUGCAUAUGAUUUGA
This is a messenger RNA of Psilocybe cubensis, 309 nucleotides long. RefSeq lists its product as uncharacterized. The record is from RefSeq and is a predicted model, not a curated record. NCBI's taxonomy places the organism in Eukaryota, Fungi, Basidiomycota, Agaricomycetes, Agaricales, Agrocybaceae. Bases 1 to 309 code for a protein of 102 amino acids. The transcript has 3 exons.